Messenger RNA from Penaeus monodon (black tiger shrimp), 1307 nucleotides. RefSeq lists its product as uncharacterized. The coding region runs from base 1 to 567 and encodes 188 amino acids. The transcript has 3 exons. NCBI's taxonomy places the organism in Eukaryota, Metazoa, Arthropoda, Malacostraca, Decapoda, Penaeidae. The record is from RefSeq and is a predicted model, not a curated record.
AUGGUAAAGAGACUUAAUGCAAGAGAACUUGUAAAAAAUCAGGUGCUUCGAUGCUUCAGAUGCGGCUCGCUGUGCAAGCUGACGCAGUGCUUCGCAUGGUCGUGGUUGCCAGAGGGAAGAAACUGCAUCCAUUACAACUCCUUCACGCCCACCUCCGUCACGUACACGCCCAACCCUUCCGUCCACACUUACGUCGCCCUUGCCCCUGCGCCCGACCUCGAGUACGUCGUCCUCAAGUCGAAUGCCGUGUCGUGGCGAGACGCUCAAAUGAUCUGCUCGAGCGUGGGGGCGGUGCUGGCUUACCGGAUUGACUUUCUGUGGCUAUGGAGACUGAAGAGGUUGCAUGGUGUUAAGGGCUUCUUCUUGGGUUUGAAGAAGGAAUCGAUCUCGGACCGACACUGGAAAGACGAGUCUGGAGGAACUGUGCCUAACAGUGCCAUCUCUUGGGCUGAAUUUCAACCCAAAGAGAAACCUAACAAGCUGUGUGUUAUUAUGCAGUAUCGUAUGAUGGCUGUUGGCUGUGACAAGAAGAUUAACUUAGCUCUCCUUUGCAAGAUGCAGUUUUAAGUAAGGGUUGGAAGUGAUAUGCUGUUGAUGAUGGUGGGAGAGAUGUUUGUUUUGCUGUUGUGGUGACUGAGUGAAUAAGACUUUUGUAUCAUUAACAAAUAUAUGGGGAUUGAAUAUUAUGGAAAGCUACACCAACCAUUUAGCUGUAUUGGUGAAAUAUUUUGUGUUUUGUGUUUGAAAUAACUGAUUGUGGUGACGGCGACCUUUGUGGUGAUACCUGAGAUUUAUUAGGAAUUUAAGAAUAGAACAGUUGAAGAAGUUGAAUACAGAUGCCGGAUUGUAAGCAAGCACAAUGAGUGUUAAAUAUGUAAUAUCCUUAUACACGCAAACUUUAUACAUACAUAUGUACACACACAGAUACACACACACACACACACACACACACACACACACACACACACACACACACACACACACACACACACACACACACACACACACACACACACACAGAGUUAUAUAUUCAUACAUAUACAUGGUCUCACAUAAUAUGCGAGUGUAUAUAUAUUAUCCUCGUAUAUCGUUCUCUUAAAAUUUCUGUUCAGAGUUGGUUUCUCAGAAUGAAACAAUAUAUAUUCUUAUUUAACGUUUAUCAAGAUAGGUGAACCUGGAAAUGAAAUCACAAAUUCUGAUAUUAUUCUGUGAGGAAUAUUUAAUUUGCAACAAAUUACAGAACCGAAACGGGGACGCAUAACUAGACAGUAGUAGGAAUUUAGCUUGUUACAUAAAGUGUUAUAAUU